AUAACACACAGCACAGCUGUCAUGGCCGCCCCCCACUUCCACGGUGAGUUCAGUCCUUAGAUGAUCUCUGUUUCCUCAGCGCUCGUCAGCACCGCGUCUGCGCUCCUCUUCCUCAGAAAACACAUCAUACUUCAAAUAUCAAACGUAUUGCCAUCCGGAUUUGACCAGUUAAACCUCCCAGAGUUCUGAAUUCAAGCCUUGGGAAGCAAGUUCUUCUUUAGCACCAGCCUGCGUGUGACCCCCCCACGCUGUGUUGCUUACGUCAUCUGUCUGUGAUCGGCGCGCAGACGGACCCACGUCACCGGAGACCAGCGUCUCUGCUGCGUCUGGGUCCUGACUGGUUCUGCAGGAUUCGGACCUUCGGUUCUUGGACGGUCGUAGCCGCUCUCCAUGGAUCACGUGACCUUUGAGUCCGACAUGGUCCUGUCAGACGUGCACAUGCACCUGCCCAGCGCCGGGAGCCUCAUGCCGGGUCUGGACUCUGCAGUCUUCAUGUCCAGAUUCAGGAUCCUGCUAGAAAACCACGACAGCGGUGAUCUCAGGAAAACCGUGGAAGAAGAGGAAGAGCGUCCGCAGGAAGACAGACGGGUGGAGGAGGAGCCAAAGUUGGAUGAAGACGGAGACCUGGACCUGACAGACCGACCCCGUAGAGACCCUAAAGGGGACAGUGGGCGGGACCCGGUUUGUCCGGUCAUUCUCAAACAGUCCGACCCAAAGCUGGAGCAGGAGCAGCAGAACACGGAGGCAGAAGACGGUUGUGUUUUUGAAAAUGUCCUAAAGAUCGAGCAUGCCAUGGCGACGCCUUUAGAAGAUGUUGGCAAACAGGUGUGGCGAGGGGCGCUCUUCCUGGCCGAUUUCAUCCUGUCCCGGCCGGACGUGUUCAGAGGGGCAACGGUCCUGGAGCUGGGCUCCGGAACAGGCUUAACCAGCAUCGUCAUGGCAACCACCGCCAGAACCGUUUACUGCACAGAUGUUGGUGACGACAUUCUCCGCUUGUGCAGACGAAAUGUUUCUUUAAAUCAUCGUUUAAUGGAGCCUUCAGGGGGGGAGGUGAGGGUGAGACAGCUCGACUGGCUGCAACAUGGCUUCUGUACAGAGGCUGAAGGGGAGUUCAGCUGGAGUGAAGAGGACGUGGCUGAUCUGUACGAUAACACCUGCUUCAUCAUAGCUGCUGAUGUUUGCUACGACGAUCACCUGACCGAAGGCCUUUUCCGAACUCUGUUCCACCUCUGCAGCCACAUGUCGCACCCCUGCACCAUCUUCAUCUCCAUCGAGAAGAGGCUGAACUUCUCCCUGCGGCACAUGGACGUGUGCUGUGAGGCCUACAGGCAUUUCCUCCGCUGCCUGCAGCGGCUGCAGCAGACGGACGACCGCCGCUGCUGCUUCACCUUUGAAAAGCUCACUUCCAACUUUGCUCAGCUCCUGCUGUAUGAGCGGGUGGAGCAGCUGGAACUGUGGAAGCUGACGUGCACCCCCCCGUCUGAGAAGAAGGAUCCUCACCCCCCUCCACCUCCACCUGCUGCCCCCCCCCUGGAAGCUCUCACGUGUCCCUGCAGACACGCCCCGCCCCAGAGACUUCCUAAGGCGGAGUCUGAGUUCCCUUCCUUCUGCCUAACCACCAAAAAACACUAGUGCGGCUCAAUCUGGUGUCCUGGAGUCUAAAGCAACCCCAACCCUUUUUUGCAGAGACUUCUGGGUAAUUUCUAGGGCCCUGGAUUUUAGAAGUGUAGGUUCAGACGCCUCUACAAAACAGUGAGGAGCGACGGAAUUUAACCAAAGGAAGGAACCGUCGCAGCAGAUCUGAUGUCUGGAUUUUCUCUCAACUGAUUUUUGAUUAUUUCUGGGGAGGGGGGGUCAGAAGUAAUCAAUGUGUGUGCUCACCUGAACAUUCAAAAUGAGUUUAGUCCAUUCUAGCAGUCAGCGAUGGAACAACUGGGCAAUUCAACGACACUUUAGUUUCUGUGUCCAGUUCUUAUUAAUAAAUAAAGGUUAUCCAAACCUGGAA
Molecule: messenger RNA, 2005 nt
Organism: Oryzias latipes (Japanese medaka)
Lineage: Eukaryota; Metazoa; Chordata; Actinopteri; Beloniformes; Adrianichthyidae
Gene: mettl22
Product: methyltransferase 22, Kin17 lysine
Biological process (GO): protein methylation
Cellular component (GO): nucleus
Molecular function (GO): protein methyltransferase activity
Source: RefSeq, a predicted model, not a curated record